UAGGACAGCAGGCUCUGGCUCACAGGUCACUGGCAUCAUGGAGCCACAAUACCGGGUGCUGGAGUGCGCGGUGGUAACAGGGCCAGUAUGGCACUCAGAGCCGCAGGGGACACGGCAGGCGCAGGUGAGAGGUGCGGCAGGGAUCUGCUGCCCGGCUAUAAAUACCCGCUGCCCAUAUGAGGCCGGGCCGGCCGCGCUGGCGGGGGCUGCUCCGGUUACAGCCCGGCCCGCCCCUCCGCUGCACCCGCACCCGCGUGUCCCCCGCGCCCCUCACGCACUGCUGCAGGCACACUUGUGUGCACAAGUGCGCAACGCCUGCGUGUGCAAGGUUAUGCACACGCCUGCACACGUGUCACACUCGUGCUUGCGUUCACCAGGGCACACACACACACACACACGGCGGCUCCCCUGCACGCUCGCGCUGCUGCUCCCUUACACACCCACACACACACCCACGCGGCUCCUUUGCACGCGGGCCAAAAGCACGAGCGCUCCCGUGCACGCGCACGGACGACCCCUUGCACACGCGCACGCGCAUCCCCCUCCCUCCCGCCGCUGCGGCGCCCCCUGGCGGUCGGCGGGCGACCCCGGCAGCACCGGCACGGUGACGCAGGGAGAGCUGCAGCCCCUGCGCGCUGACGUGUCACAGGCACGUGUGCGGAAGCGGCGGCGGCCGGAGCGGAGCCGCGAUGGCGCUGAAGGCGGUGAUCCUCAUCGGGGGCCCGCAGAAGGGCACCCGGUUCCGGCCGCUGUCCUUCGAGGUGCCCAAGCCGCUCUUCCCCGUGGCCGGGGUGCCCAUGGUGCAGCACCACAUCGAGGCCUGCGCCAAAGUGCCUGGCAUGAAGGAGAUCCUGCUGGUGGGCUUCUACCAGCCCCACGAGGCCCUCAGCCGCUUCCUGCUGUCGGCGCAGCAGGAGUUCAAGAUCCCCAUCAGCCCCCGACAGCCCUUCCCUGCCACCCAUCGGUGCCACCAGAUGCUCAUUUCUCCCUGCUUGGCUCACAGGCCAACAGGACACAGGCGCUGAAUUACGGUUGUAUCGUGGCAAAUGCGGACACACAGGAGGUCCAGCACUACGUGGAGAAGCCCAGCACAUUUGUCAGUGAGAUCAUUAACUGUGGCAUCUACCUGUUCACACCUGCUAUCUUCCAGCACAUUGGCAAAGUCUUCCAGAGGAACCAGCAGGAGCUAGUGCUCUAUCCUUACCUUGGAGAGGAGAGCUCCAACGGCUGGCAGCGUGCAGAAGUGAUCCGGCUAGAGCAGGACGUUUUCACAGCCCUGGCUGGGAGCGGCAAGCUCUAUGUCUACAAAACUGAUGGCUUCUGGAGCCAAAUCAAAUCGGCUGGCUCUGCUAUCUAUGCCAGCCGCCUUUACCUGAACCAGUAUAGCAAAAGCCACCCAGAGAGGCUGGCCCAGAACAAGCCUGGAGGCCCCAUCAUCCGAGGGAACGUGUACAUCCACCCAACAGCCUCCAUCGACAGCACUGCAGUGCUGGGCCCCAACGUCUCCAUUGGGGAGGGGGUGACUGUGGGAGCUGGUGUGCGUGUGCGUGAGUCCAUCGUCCUGCAUGGCGCCUCGCUCCACGACCACACCUGUGUCCUCAACACCAUCGUGGGCUGGGACAGCACCAUCGGACGCUGGGCCAGGGUUGAAGGAACACCCAGUGACCCUAACCCCAACGAUCCUUAUGCCAAGAUUGACAGUGAGACCCUUUUCCGGGACGGGCGCCUCACACCCUCCAUCACAAUCCUGGGCUGCAGUGUCACCAUCCCCGCUGAGGUUGUUAUUCUCAACUCCAUCGUCCUUCCUCACAAGGAGCUGAGCCGCAGCUACAAGAACCAGAUUAUUCUGUGAGUCAGUGGCUCACUGGGUUGGCAGGGCAGUACUGGCCCCCCAUUCCCUGCUGUGCCCUACAACAAGAGCCUGUGCUGGAGCUUCACCUUCUGGGAGGCUUCCAGCACCUUCAGAGGGGUAGGUACAGACCAUGAACCCUGCAAGUGCCUGACUCCUGCUCCAGACAGACAUUAAAGCUGGUGAGCAUCAGCCUUGCGUGCUGCUUCUCUUGCAGCCCAGGGACCAGCCCUGGUGCACGGUGAAGGCUUUGGGGACAGCAUGUGGCACUGGCACAAGGCUGUGCCUGUGCAGGGAGCCCUGGGGUAAGGCUGGUGAGGAAACACUUGAUGCCUGCAGUGUCUCAGAUCCUGAGCUGUGGGUAUUUCUCCACCAAAAGGUACUACCAGCACAGUCUUGCUAUGCCUCCCCAGGCUCUCCCUGCUCUGCAGCAGCUGCUGCCUGCAAUUCCCUGGAAGGUCUUGGCCCAUUUCAGAGGCUGGGGGGCUUUGAAUCUGCCUCUCCUGCACAGGCAAAUCACCCUGCAGGAGCUGGUUGUAAGGAUCCCAGUUUCAACAGUGUGAUUGCAACAGCCAGAGCUGGGCUCCUGCCUACCACUGGGAAAACAGAGCGGUGCCAGACUGGCCUAAGGGCACUGGCACAUGAGGUCUAGAUGGUACAGGCUCCCUGGAGGGGGCACCCCUUCCCCUGCCAAGGGUUCAGGGUGAGCCAGGAGAGCUGCCAGCCCUGCUCAGAUCAGGCUGAGACCUGCACAGGCUGCCUAGGCAGGGCUCAGGGCAAUGGCAGAGGGCCCCUGCCACCCCGGUGGGCCAGCAGCCUCCUCUAUACCAGCAUGGCUGGAGCUUGGGGGCUUAGUGCACAUCUGCCCUCACCCCAGCCAUGUCCACCAGGCACUGGAGCAAUCACCUGACACGUAUGCAGAUGGCAAAUAUCUACCACUUCACUGUGCCUCAAAAAUACCUGGUUUUAUUGAAGGCAGCUCCCUGCUGAUCCUGGCACACUGUGUCUGUGGUAGCAAACACUGCCCUUUAUCCACUUACCUCCCUGGCUUCAGAGCCAGUGCAUCACCAAGGGCUGCAUCACUCCUCCCACCUUCAGUGAGGCACUGCAUUAGGGAUUCUCCAUCCAUUUAGUACCAUCCCAGCUCAGUGGAUUUGCAGUAAAUCCUUGCUCCCAGCUCUGUGCCUUCCUGUGCCAAUUCUCAUGUGGUCCUGGGUGGGGAUUAGCUGUUCCCUGGCUUUAAGCACAUUAAACUCCUUCAGUUUUGA
Molecule: messenger RNA, 3117 nt
Organism: Columba livia (rock pigeon)
Lineage: Eukaryota; Metazoa; Chordata; Aves; Columbiformes; Columbidae
Gene: GMPPA
Product: GDP-mannose pyrophosphorylase A
Exons: 13
Coding region: 38-1852 (604 amino acids)
Biological process (GO): biosynthetic process
Cellular component (GO): cytoplasm
Molecular function (GO): transferase activity
Source: RefSeq, a predicted model, not a curated record